Messenger RNA from Lodderomyces jiufengensis, 1428 nucleotides. RefSeq names its product mitogen-activated protein kinase kinase (gene MKK2). NCBI's taxonomy places the organism in Eukaryota, Fungi, Ascomycota, Pichiomycetes, Serinales, Debaryomycetaceae. The record is from RefSeq and is a predicted model, not a curated record. The coding region runs from base 1 to 1428 and encodes 475 amino acids. Gene Ontology annotation, molecular function: MAP kinase kinase activity; ATP binding. Gene Ontology annotation, biological process: cell integrity MAPK cascade; protein phosphorylation; regulation of fungal-type cell wall organization. The transcript has a single exon.
AUGUCAGAUAUCCCAUUAUUCAAUAUACCCAACUCAAGGAAACCAAUUAAUAAUCCUAUACUACCUUCAUUAUCGAUACCACCAAAUUUAAAUAAUGCAAAACCAAAUUUACAAUUAAAUUUUAACACUGUACCCAAUCAACAACCACAAUAUCAAAAUCAAAAUACAUAUAACUCGAGCUCCAAUACCAGUAAUGAUUUCCAAUAUCAACAAUUUCAACGACCUCCAUUACAAUUAAAUUCGAAUUCAUCAUCAUCUUUAUCAUCAUCAACUCCAAAUACUUCACAUUCAUCUUCAGGCUCAAUCACAAAUUUGAAAUUAAAAAGAAAACCACCACCUAUAUCAACUUCUGAAUUACCUCAAAUAAUAGAUGAUGAAUCUUUAAACAUACGACAUGACCAAUUUUCACACCAACAACCACAACAAAAUCAAUUCGCAUCAAGUUCAUCCACAGUAACUUCAUCAACAACAACUGAUAAUCCAAUUCAAUCCAGAAGUACGCUAGAAGAAUUAACUCCAUAUGAUUGGCAAUUUUUAGCAAAUAAUAACCAAAUAAAAGAAAUAAAUAAAUUAGGAGAAGGUAAUGGAGGUUCAGUUACAAAAUGUUAUAUACCCAACCUACAGAACGGUAGUCAACAAAUAUUUGCAUUAAAAUUGAUUAUUACUGAUCCAAACCCUGAUGUUAAAAAACAAAUAUUUAGAGAACUAGAAAUUGCAAGAAAAUGUCAACAUCCAAAUAUCGUAAAAUAUUAUGGUACUUUUUUAUUAGAAAAACAAUCAAUGAUUGGUAUUGCAAUGGAAUAUAUGGAUGGACAAUCAUUAGAUUCCAUAUACAAAGAAGUGUUGAAAAGAGAUCAAACUAAUAGAAUUAAUGAGAAAGUUUUGGGGAAAAUUGCAUUAUCAAUAUUAUCAGGAUUAAAUUAUUUACAUCUGAAAAACAUUAUACAUAGAGAUAUUAAACCUUCAAAUAUUUUGUUAGAUUCACGAGGAAAUGUUAAGUUAUGUGAUUUUGGAGUAAGUGGAGAAGCAGUUGAUUCAUUAGCUUCAACAUUUGUUGGUACUCAAUAUUACAUGGCACCAGAAAGAAUCAUGGGUAAAGAUUAUUCAAUAUCAAGUGAUAUAUGGUCAUUGGGUAUGACCCUAUUAGAAGUAGCAAAUGGUAAAUUUCCAAUCGAUAUCGCACUAGGUCCAAUUGAAGUUGUUGAAAUGGUAUCCAGAAGUGAAUUGAUUUUAAAAGAUUCAGAAAUUGACAAAAUAUUUUGGAGUUCCAAUUUUAAAAAUUUUAUUUCGAAAUGUUUAAUAAAAGAAGGCUUUAAAAGGCCAACUCCAAAACAACUAUUAAUAAAUGAUCAAUGGUGCUUGUUGUCUGCCAAUCUUAAUGUUAAAAUGGAUAAAUUUGUAACUGUUGUUUUAAAAUUAAAUCAAUAA